Messenger RNA from Vollenhovia emeryi, 5976 nucleotides. RefSeq names its product DNA (cytosine-5)-methyltransferase PliMCI-like (gene Dnmt1a). Gene Ontology annotation, cellular component: nucleus. NCBI's taxonomy places the organism in Eukaryota, Metazoa, Arthropoda, Insecta, Hymenoptera, Formicidae. The coding region runs from base 264 to 4607 and encodes 1447 amino acids. The transcript is spliced from 17 exons. The record is from RefSeq and is a predicted model, not a curated record. Gene Ontology annotation, molecular function: DNA (cytosine-5-)-methyltransferase activity; chromatin binding; zinc ion binding.
AGAUGGCCAAUCGGCUACGAUUACAUACAUAACCGUGCCGCACUAUGUGUUUAUCAAGGAGCCCUGCAUCGACGCUCAACGUAAAAGGAUGUUAAAAUAUGUGGUAUCGCUGAUAGAAUAGAUCGAAUAGAUGGAAUAGAUCGAGAGGCGGGAAAUAUAACCGUAUGGUGAUAUCCACCGGCCGACGUUGAACGUUGGACGUUGGACGUUGGCGGGAACCAGGGAGCGCAAGCGGACGAGUCCUCCUCUUACUCUUGGUCGCGAUGACUCGCGGAAGGCGUCGUGUGCCGAAGCGUAAUAUCGCUACCCGGCUCGCGAGAGACGAACCUCGAGAGAGCGAAGCAGGUUCCAGCAGAAAGAAAAUACUUCGGAGCAACAGUAAGCGCAACAAUACGGAAUCGGACGGAGCAACCGAACAAACUCAAUUAGAUUCCAAUAUGCAUUCAGAUCCGUCUGUGUUGGACAAAGUUCCCGAUCUUUGUGCAAUGGCAACGGAUACGAAUGGUAGCGCUACUCUAGAGUUUGAUAAGGAAAAUCACGAUCCGGAAGUUAAUGAAGAGGAGAACCCGGAGAAGAGAAUAAGAACGGAGGAUAAUAGAAAGGCUGAAUUGAUAUCUCCAGAUAAAAAGACAUCUCUUACGACGGAGCGAUGCCAGUACUGUAAACAGAAAUUGAAUAAUGAUAUCAAAUUGUAUCAAGGCCAUCCAAAUGGUGCGAUCGAAGAACAGGUAGCUCUAACAGAUCCCAAGUUGUGCUUAUUUAUUGGAGACGAAUCUUAUAUAAACGAAAGCGACGAGAGGCCGCAGAAUAAAUUAACUCAUUUUAGCGUUUAUGAUAUGAAUGGACAUCUGUGUCCUUUCGACACAGGACUCGUCGAGAAAAACGUACUGUUAUAUUUUUCGGGAUACAUGAAAGCUAUUUACGAGGAUAAUUCUUCACCCGAGGGAGGUAUACCGACUAAAGAUAUGGGUCCGAUAAACGAAUGGUAUGUCACUGGAUUCGACGGUGGAGAAUUGGCAUUGGUAGGUUUCAGCACUGCAUUCGCCGAAUAUAUCUUGAUGGAACCGUCUGAAAGUUAUGCACCAUUCAUGGAUGCUGUGAAAGAGAAGAUAUAUAUGAGCAAAUUGGUAAUAGAGUUUUUGCUCGACGAAAUUAAUCCAUCUUACGAAGACUUGUUAAACAAGCUCCAAACAGUGGCACCGCCCAACGACACGAUCAAUUUGACGGAAGACGCGUUGUUGCGCCAUGCGCAAUUCAUUUGCGAUCAAGUUGUCUCGUUAGAUAAUUGUGCUACCGCUGACGAUACUCUAUUCAUUACGGCUCCGUGUAUGCGAGCUCUCAUGAGACUCUCUGGCGUGACUCUGGGUAAGAAAUCGGCCAUACGUGUAGGUAGACGCGAGCGGAGAGGCAAAGAGCUUGCCUGGUCAAUGGCUACUACGACAAAAUUGGUUAGCAAUAUGUUUGAAAACAUUUUCGCUGGCCAACUUGCCAAGCACACUGAUAAGAACAAGCAACUCCCAAGGAGGCAGCGAUGUGGUGUUUGCGAUAACUGUCAGCAACCUGACUGUGGUGAAUGUUACAAUUGUAAAAAUAUGCCGAAAUUCGGAGGCACCGGCAAUCUUAAGCAAGCGUGCAUUAGAAGAAGAUGUCCAAAUUUGGCAAUUCAGGAAGCAGAUGAUUCUGACCCAGAGAAUGAAGAGCAGUAUGAUAAUCUAACGGAGGAGCAAACUGCACAAGAAGAUCGAGAAAGUAAAAAUGAAGAUUUUAAAGAACUUAAGAAAGAUAUAAUAUGGGAGAAAGAAGAUAAGAUCGUCGAUGGGCAGAAAACAUAUUAUAAAUCAGUUACGGUGGGAAACGAAAAAAUCGAAAUAAACGACUAUGUCUUGUUAGAGCCUAGAGAUCCGUCCAUUCCUUUAAAAAUUUGCAAAGUUGUGUUCAUGUGGGAGAACGAGAAUGGAGAGAGACGAUUUCAUGCAAACCGUCUUCAUAGAGGCACCGAUACCAUACUUGGUGAAACUUCGGAUCCUACGGAAUUAUUCCUAAGUGGACAAUGUUGCGAGGCAUCAUUUACGUCCAUUAGAUCAAAGGCAACGGUUAUCCAUAAAAAAGCGCCCGAGAAUUGGUCGGAACUAGGUGACAUGGAUAUAGAUAAUGAUAUAAAGGAUACAGAUGGUAAGACAUUCUUUUAUCAAAUGAAAUAUGAUCCUGAACAUGCCCGAUUUGCGGAUCCACUACCCGAUCCGGAAUGUCCAAGUCACAUCACACAUCGAUUCUGUCCUUCUUGCAUCCGGUUGGCAAUGUCAACGCAACACGGUAUACCUAAGGUCUAUAAUCGAAUAGAAGAGAAAAGCAGUAAAGAAGUGACUUACGAGUUGAUAAAAUACAAAGGUGAAGAGUAUAGAGUCGGUAGUGCGGUGUUCCUCUACCCACAUGCUUUCGACUUUAAGUAUAAACGAAUAUACCAAGAGCCUAAAGGUUCAAGGAACAAAUUUGUAGACGAAGAUAUGUUUCCGGAGUUUUAUAGAAAAGGAGAUGACAAAAUAACAUUCUCAAAUGCUGAUACACCCGAACCUUUUUAUAUUGGUUACAUUAACACAAUAUACGCUACGACAACUGAUGCAUUAGUGUCGCCCUCGAACAUAUGCAUUAAAGUGAAUAAAAUGUACAGACCGGAGAAUACUCAUCGAGAUUUAGCACUGAUGGAACAAUCGGACAUUAACAUGGUCUAUUGGAGCAACGAUAUAUGCAGCGUAAAUUUCUCCAUGGUUGUCGGUAAAUGCUACUUGGCCUACUUUAAAAAUAUGAGCGAGUCCAUUGAAGAAUGGUCUAUGGGCGGUCCAAAUAGAUUCUAUUUCACUGAAGCAUAUAAUCCUAAAGAAAAAACAUUCGAUGAACCGCCUUAUAAUAUUAUUAAUACAAGUAAAUUCGGAAAAGGAAAGGGAAAGGGUAAAUCUAUAGCAAAGAAAGCGGAAAGAAUUGAAAAGAAGCAGGAAUUUGAGACAGCCGUAGACUAUUCUACCAUGUCAAGACGAUUGAGAAUGUUGGACAUUUUUGCUGGUUGUGGAGGAUUAUCUGAAGGGAUGCAUCAAGCUGGCGUAGCCGAAAGCCUAUGGGCUAUUGAAAAAGAAAAUGCUGCGGCAAAUGCAUAUCGCUUGAACAAUCCCAAGACUACAGUAUUUUCGAUGGAUUCCAAUCAGCUGUUACAAAGAGUGAUGAAUGGCGAUCGUGUCGAUGACAUUGGCCAAAAACUUCCCCAGAAAGGAGAUAUUGAACUCUUGUGUGGUGGACCACCGUGUCAGGGUUUCAGUGGCAUGAAUCGUUUCAAUUUGCGACAAUACUCACUAUUUAAAAAUUCUCUCAUUGUUACGACUUUGGCUUACUGCGAUUAUUAUAGACCGAAAUUCUUUGUGAUGGAAAACGUGCGAAAUUUUGUGUUCUGUAAAAAAAGUAUGGUGCUGAAAUUAACUUUAAGAUGUCUCAUUCGUAUGGGUUAUCAGUGUGCAUUUGGUAUCGUUCAAGCUGGAAGCUAUGGGAUACCACAAACAAGAAGAAGAAUGAUACUAAUAGCCGCUGCACCUGGAGAGAUACUUCCAACAUAUCCAAAGCCUACGCAUGUGUUCAGUAAACGAUGUUGUUCGUCGACUGUAAUGAUAGAUAAUAAAAAGUAUGACACCAAUUGUGUUCGGAAUGAGUCUGCUCCAUACAGAACAGUCACUGUAAAAGAUGCUCUGUACGAUUUACCGGAAAUUAAAAGUGGUUCCAGAAUAGAGGAAAUGUCUUAUGGUGGUGAACCGAUAACACAUUUUCAGAGAAUGAUGAGGGGUAAACCGUAUCGAUCUAUAUUGACAGAUCACAUAUGCAAAGAAAUGUCUCCGCUUGUAGAAGCACGAAUGAGCUACAUUCCAACUAAAAGCAAUUCCGAUUGGCGUGAUCUACCGAACAUUGUGGUGCAAUUGAGUGAUGGCACCUUUUCCAAGAAAUUAGAAUAUACGCACAAUGAUAUAAAAGUUGGGAAAAGCUCAACGGAUGCAUUUCGCGGAGUAUGUAGUUGUAGCAGUGGUCAACCAUGCGAUCCUACCGACAAGCAAUUUAAUACUUUGAUUCCAUGGUGUUUGCCGCAUACCUCGAGUCGACAUAAUAAUUGGAGGGGUUUAUACGGGAGAAUUUUAUGGGAUGGAUUUUUCAGCACAACUGUUACUAAUCCGGAACCAAUGGGUAAACAGGGUCGUGUCUUGCAUCCAGUGCAAAAUCGAGUGGUCAGUGUAAGGGAGUGUGCAAGAUCCCAAGGCUUUUCUGAUUCAUAUCGGUUUUUCGGUUCAAUAACUGAUAAGCAUCGACAAAUCGGUAAUGCAGUACCACCAUCAUUGGGAGCUGCUAUUGGUCACGAAAUACGCAAGUGUGUCCGUGAUACGACAUUAAACACAGAACCCAAUCUUAUUAACAGCCAUAAUGUUGAACCAACGACGAGUAAAAGUUUUGACAAUAGUCUAAAUUCAAGUUUUAACAAAAGUCUUGACAAAAAUGACGAAAAUGUACCUGACGCUCCAAUAGCUUACAAUAAUGCAAAUAACAAUUUUAACAACAACAAGGAUACGAUUGAUCGAUGAUAUUUGAUGAAGAAACGAAGGAAGCAAAAUUAUUAAGUUUUGCAUUUUAAAUUAGUAUCCAGUAUUAAGUAAGUCCAUAUUAUUCCAAUAUCUCCUUCAAUAUACAAUAUCGAUUCAUACUUUAGAUACUUUUGAUAUACUUGAAAUCACCUGGAACAGAUUGUCGUAUUUUGGAAUUGUUAGACGAUUGAGCUAUACCUGUAUAUAAUUUUCAAAGUUUUUAAAAUGGUAAAAUUUUAAUAUUCUUCACUUUUAUGUAUUUCACAUUUCCUUUCUCAUUCAACGCAUAUGCAAGUGUAUUCCCGAAUAAAAAGAAUCUACAGACGUUUAUCGUUUAUAGUUUACACGUGAAAAUGUUGAACUGCGAAUGCAGAUUUGCAAACGGUUUGCUAAAACUGGAGUUAUUGAAAUUUGCAAUUUUAUUAAUAUUGCACACGAAUUCUUAUUAAUAUUACAUACGAAUUCAGUGAGGACUUUAUUCGUGUGAAAACUGCUAUAUCUGGAUAGACAUUAUUAUCAAUGAAUAUCGUACAAGUCAUGUAUGCCAAUUCCAUAUAGCGAGUUCUUUAUUUGCAAAAACUCUUAUUUGCAAAAAAUCUUUUUACAAUUCAUUUUUAUUACAUGUUUCCAGUUUAUAUUCGUAAUGAAUAUGUAGGUUUAUAUGUGCACAUUUUCGUAUCCGAGUAUGUAUUUAUUUGGAUAAUUUAGUACCGUAACGUUACAUUUUAGCUUUUCAAUUAGUAUCCUGUGUUUAGUUUAUAUCUUUUUAAUCCUUUGAGUAUGGAGCAGCGUGAUGCUGAGUAUUUUACAUGAACCGGAACUCGAUCAACAAUAACUGGAGUGCUCUUCUAUGUCAAGUUUACCAAGUAUUCGGUGGAGGACUUGUGUUGAAAUAUUUGCAUUUUUCACCAGCUUGUUAUUUAUUUAUACAAAUUUAUUUAUAAAAAUUGUUUCAAAGAUAAAAUUAAAAAAAAGCUCAGCACGUGUACACGCUCGUACGACCACAGGCAACGUUUCGCGUGUAUACACGCACGCACACGCACACACACACACACACACACGCGCGCGCGCGUACUCAAAAUCUGAAAAGAUUAAUAUCUAUGUAAGUCUAGUUAAUUAAUUUAUAAAGAUGAAAGGAAACUUUUUUUGUACUGUAUAACUGAUAUGUGAAAUUUUAUUACAUAUUUACAUAAUAGUUGGUUCAAGUUUGGAGCCCCAAAAAUGUGCAUCAAUCUACAAUGAUGGAAAAGAAAGCUUUGUCAAGAUUCAAGGAUGUUUGAAAGAAUCUUGUGAUUGUGCUAAAUGAUAUGCUAGAAAAUAUGCUCGUAUGUAUGAUAUUAAAAAGAACACAAUAAAUUGUUGACCUGUA